UGUGACUCUUCCAGGACCACCAGCUCCUCUCCACGCUCCUAAUCCCCGCUGGAGCAGGUCCCCUCCCCUCAGCAGGGCUGGUGUCCCUCUGGUCACCUGGUUAAAGCCUCUGGACACACAGCCCGGCGCCCUGUGAUUGCCAAACUCACCUUUCUACCCACGGCACCACAGAGCUCCUGCCACCAUGAAAACCAUCAUAGCAGCCUGCUCCCAGAACCUCAGUGGCAGCCGGGCCAGCAUCCAGACCGCCCUGAGGACGCUGCUGGCCGUGCCCUGGCCCUCGCAGCGCGAUGUCGGCUCUGCUCUCCAGCUCCUGGCCGUGCUGCAGUGGGUGCUCAGCUUCCUGCUGCUGGGAAUCGUCAGCCUCCUGCUGCUCAUCUACCUGCUCUUCACCAGCCUCUGGCUGAUCCCCGUGCUCUACCUGGCCUGGAUCAUCUUCGACUGGGACACGCCGGAGAAAGGUGGCAGGAGGCUGCCGUGCCUGCGGCGAUGGACGGUGUGGAAGCACUUUCGGGAUUAUUUCCCGGUGAAGCUGGUGAAGACACACGACCUGUCCCCCAGGCACAACUACAUCAUCGGCUCGCACCCCCACGGCAUCCUCUGCGUCGGCGCCUUCUGCAACUUCAUCACGGGCUCCACGGGCUUCGAGGAGCUGUUCCCGGGCAUCCGCUCCUCGCUCACCACGCUGGCCGGGAAUUUCCGCCUGCCCGUGUUUCGGGAGUACCUGAUGAGCGGGGGUGAGCGGUGCCUGCCCUGCCCAGCUCGGGCCAUCGGCUACCUGCUGUCCCAGCAAGGCGCCGGCAACGCGGUGGCCAUCGUCAUCGGCGGCGCGGCCGAGUCGCUGUCCUGCCGGCCCGGCGUCACCACGCUCAUCCUCAGGAACCGCAAGGGCUUCGUCCGCAUGGCGCUGCGGCACGGGGCCUUCCUCGUCCCCUCCUUCUCCUUCGGGGAGAACGACCUGUUCCGCCAGGUGGUUUUUGAGGAGGGCAGCUGGAUGAGGAGCAUCCAGCGGCGCUUCCAGAAGAUGAUGGGCUUCGCACCGUGCCUCUUCUACGGCCGCGGGCUCACCUCCUGCCGCUCCCGCGGCUUCCUGCCCUCCCCCCCCCCUCCCCUGCCCGCAGUGGGGGAGCCGCUGGCGGUGCCCAAGGUGGAGAACCCGAGCCGGGAGCUGGUGGAUCGGUACCACGAGCUCUACAUCAGUGCCCUGCUCAAGCUCUUCAACGAGAACAAGACCAAGUAUGGGCUGUCCGAGUCAGACGAGCUGCACAUCCUCUGAGUGCCACCGGCACCGUCCUGGCUCAUGAGGGCUCUUGCAGGGGGGAUUUCAGCCGGUCUGGCAUGGGGGACACACAGGGGACAGUCCCCACUCUGGCCUUUUGUUCCUCCGACUUGAAGGGGAGGUGGGAAGAGAGGGGGAAGCGAGGGGAAGAUUGGGAAAGGCUCCCCUUUGCAGGGGUUUGGAGGGGCUGUGGGUGACACGGCUGCUCCCUGCAAGGGGCUGGUGUGGGGCUGGGGCCAGCAGUGGGCACGGUCCCCAUGGGAUAACCAUGUCACCACAGGCUCAGGGAGGGGUGUCAUGGGAGGAGAUAUUGACGUGGGGUUUUUGGGGUGGCACCCUGAUGAUGAGUGGGAGCACCCACUCCAUGAGGUGGAAGCGGGACACUCCUGGACUGGGGGACCUGUGGAUGUGGCCUGAGCCAGGACCAUGUGGCCCCAGACGAGCCUUUCCUGCCAUCUCCAUACCCAAUACAGAUUUCCAACCUCCCAAACUGUCUGUGUGUGUUCCAGAGGUUGGGAUUGGCAGCACUGUGGUGGUACCCCUGCACUGCCCAUGUGGGUGCCCUCCCUAGCAGUCCCAUCUCCAGCUGGGGCAGCUUGGCAGGGUCCUUGCACCACUCAGGUGCAGCCAAGCAGCUCCUGGGUGCACCUGGGCCACGUCGGAUAUAAUGGGAGGUGAGGGGCAGCUCUGACUGGUUUAACUGGGCUCAGGAGGGAGAUCUGCUCUUGGCUCAGUGGAGAAUGAGGGUCUCUCUGGGUGGGACAGGGGUAUGGGGCUGGGAUGGGCCAUCCCUGGGGUGCUCUUCUUCCCCUGGGCAGCUCCUGUGGGACGUGGCUGUGUGACUGGUGCAGUGGCUGGGAUGUGACACCCCAGUGACACUCUGGGCACCCCUUUCUCAGGCAUGUGCUGGCAGGACUUGCAGGGAGUGAUGGGGACAGCCCCUCCUGGGGUUCUGAAGUGGGGACAGCCCUGUCCCUGUCCCAUCCCUGCCAGGCUGGCGUGGGAGAGUCAACAGCACGGAUACCAAUCUCAGAGCGCUGCUCUGCGCA
Molecule: messenger RNA, 2328 nt
Organism: Ficedula albicollis (Collared flycatcher)
Lineage: Eukaryota; Metazoa; Chordata; Aves; Passeriformes; Muscicapidae
Product: diacylglycerol O-acyltransferase 2-like
Exons: 8
Coding region: 185-1276 (363 amino acids)
Biological process (GO): lipid metabolic process
Cellular component (GO): endoplasmic reticulum membrane
Source: RefSeq, a predicted model, not a curated record